This is a messenger RNA of Temnothorax curvispinosus, 1047 nucleotides long. RefSeq names its product methyltransferase-like protein 25. The record is from RefSeq and is a predicted model, not a curated record. Lineage: Eukaryota; Metazoa; Arthropoda; Insecta; Hymenoptera; Formicidae. The transcript is spliced from 2 exons. Bases 14 to 982 code for a protein of 322 amino acids.
UAAUGCGACGACGAUGGCGGAAUAUAACCAGCACUUUGAGAAAGCGUUGGAUUUCAUUAAUAUCUAUCAGAAGCUGGUAGACUGUCAUCUGGUUGACUUUAUUACCGAAGGACUAUGGGACAAGUGCUUGCCAGAGAGACUUAGAUCGGAGCUUGAAUGUAUUAUUGAUACGAGCGACGAUAUCUGGACGGAAAACGACACGGAUUCGGAAUUGAGUAAUUUCAUACAAUUGACAAGAUCACUCUCUUUAGAAUCAUGCCCAGCUGUUACGUGGGUGGACGAUUUGACAAAGCUUUUACCGCAGUCUUCCGAGGGAGGUUCGAUCGAAAAUAAACUCGACGUUCGCCCGAAGUCUGAGCUCAUGAAUACAAAGAAGUCGCACGAAAUCCAAGUGCUUGGAAAAGUCAUUGCCGAAAUGGCACUUAUCACCCGCAGCUUAGUAAUAGACGCUGGAGCUGGGAAAGCGUAUUUGUCGACGUAUUUGUCAGAACAUUUUAAUAUCCCUGUAUUGGCGAUCGAUUCGUCGCAAGUUUGUCACAAGGGUGCGAUAAGUCGUCAGGAAAAGAUUCAGAAGAGGAAACGACCGUUAACAAAGGUUCGAUAUAUAGUUCAAGAAUUGGACGACAUGACUAAUUAUAACAAAAUGGUGAAUACACAUUACCCUGAUUGGAUUGUAAACAAAAAUCUGAUUUUGACAGGAUUACACACUUGUGGAAUGCUUGUGCAUUCUGUAAUGAAAGCUUUCUUACGUGCGAAGGACAUUAAUUUGCUUCUUGUAGUUCCAUGCUGUUAUCAUUUAGCGGAUGAAACAUUGAGCGGACGUUGGAAUUUCACUAAAAACGCCAGAAUGUUGGCUCAACAAUCUAUCGAAAGGAGUAAACAUAAUAAGCAUCUUUCUCCUUCGUUAUUUUACAGAGCCGUGCUACAAGUUAUUCUACAUUCAAUGGGUCAGUACAGACGAUGUAGACGUAAAUAUAUUUAAAUAUUGACAUUUUCGAUCAUUGAAUGGGAUCUUGUGCUUCAAUUUAAUAAAGCGAUAUUACAUUU